Trypanosoma rangeli is the source of this 2343-nucleotide messenger RNA. RefSeq names its product trans-sialidase. The record is from RefSeq and is a predicted model, not a curated record. Gene Ontology annotation, molecular function: exo-alpha-sialidase activity. The transcript has a single exon. Lineage: Eukaryota; Euglenozoa; Kinetoplastea; Trypanosomatida; Trypanosomatidae. The annotation marks the transcript as partial.
AUGCCCAAGAUGUCCUGGUAUUUGCUUUCUUAUUCGGUGCUUCUGCUGCUGUUUGUGCUCUUGACAUGCUGUGGCAGUCAAGCUGCGGGGAGUAUCCCAGGGACGGCUAUUAAUUUAUUUACAGGGACGACACCGAUAACUGGUGCCAAGUGGGAGGAAAUGCAAUGCGUCGAAGGGUCAUUUCGCUCGCUUCGUGUCCCCAGCCUUGUGGAGGUGGACGGUGCUGUGUUUGCCGUUGCUGAGGCCCAGUGCAAGAAUGGAGUUAACAGCUUCACUGGCAUCAUGUCGCGGCACCUGAAGGGAAUUGGAUCAAAACCGACUGAAAUUCCGAUGGGUGCGGGCACAGGUUCCUUUCACACGCAGCUUCUGAAGGAAGGUGACAAGGGAAUGAAGGAUACAAUGCGGCCAACGACAAUUGUGAGUGGCAACAAUGUCUAUGUACUGCUGAGAAGCUGCAGCCGUGCAACACAGGAGACCAGAGAGGCUGAUCGAAGUGGAUGUAAGCUUUUGCUGGUGAAGGGGAGUGUCACUGAGGCUGGAGAGAAGAAAGUCCGGUGGGGUGAGACCCAUGCAAUGUAUCCUGACACUAGAGUUCGUGGAUCCUUGACUCAUUUAUCUGCUGGCGGAGGAUCAGGUACUGUGAUGAGUGACGGCACAGUUGUGUUUCCCAUGCAGGCCACAAAGAGUGGAAAUAACGUUUUGCUGGUCGUGCGCUUCACCCCGAUAUGGAAUAGAUGGACACCUGUAGUCGAUACGGAGGGUGAGGGUUGCCACAAUCCAUCGAUUGUGGAGUGGGGCGCACUCGAUGACCGACGCAUCUUCAUGAGUGCUCCCUGCACGGAUGGCUCCUAUUACAUGUACAAGUCUUUGGUAUCUUUUGAUUAUUGGUCUGACGGUACAGCAAUUUCCCGCGUGUGGGGAAACUCACAUGAUCGAAAAGGGGAGGGCGUGCGAAGCGGGUUCAUCACUGCAACCAUUGAUGGAAAGAAGGUGAUGCUGCUUACCAUGCCGGUGUAUUCUGAGAAGGGAGAGGGUCGGCUGCAUCUUUGGGUGACAGACAAUGCCCGUGUGCACGACGUUGGGCCGGUGUCUCGCGAAGGUGAUGACGCCGCCGCCAGCUCCCUGCUGUACAGAGCUGACAAGAAGGAGUUGAUUUUACUGUACGAGAAGAAGAGCGGAGAUUCAUACAGUCUUGUCGCCGUGAACCUGACUGAGCAGCUGGAGCGGAUAAAGAGCAUGGUGAAGGCUUGGAAAGAUAUGGACACCGCACUAAAAAACUGCCUUUCCACUGGCACUGUUGACCCGCGGAUAAAGAAUGUUUGUAAAAGUGCUGUUCCCACCAAAGGGCUGGCUGGCUUUUGGUCCAACAGUUUGGAGGGGAAUUUAUGGAAGGACGAAUACCUUGGAGUGAACGCAACGGUGCAUGGUGGGAAUGUGGCAGGCACGGAGGGGGUUGUGAGGUUCCGAGGCGCAGCAGCGGGGGCGGAGUGGCCGGUGGGCAGCAAGGGGCAAUUCCAGCCGUACUACUUUGUGAACAAUGACUUUACUCUUGUGGCGACGGUGAUGAUUAACGCGGUGUCGGAGGCAGACACCCCUUUGAUGGGUGUGAGGAUGAACGACGAUGCCAGCACUGUGCUUGUUGGUCUGUUCUACACGGAGGACAAUAAGUGGGGAGUGACUGUCAACGGAAAGUCUCGGGAGUUGCCAGAUAAAGAUGGUAUGUGGUGGCCUGGCACAACGUAUCAAGUGGUACUGAAAAAGCAGUCGCGUAAUUUCUGGGUGUACAUUGACGGGAAUAAGAUUGUUGAAGAGGAUGAUGUGCGCCCUGCGUCCACAUCACGCGGUGUCUUGGACUUCUACGUUGGCGGCGACGGUGCGAAGGGGGCAGGCGAGGUUGACGUGGCUGUGGGCAAUGUCCUGCUGUACAACGAGGCACUUCAUGCUGAUAGGCUCACGAGCCUCAGUGCCAGCAAAGUCACACUUCCAACACCGGCUGCUGAGGGACCACUCACAACGCUGGGGAAUGAUGGGGAGAUUGCCUCCAAGCUGAAACCUGGAGAAAAGAGGGUUGGUGACGGUUUGGGUCCUAAAGGGCCUCUACCAGAGGAGGCCCAUAAAGGCAGUCACAGUGCUGCUGAGGAGUCGGGGUCUUCGCCGGCUUCCUCAUCGCCGGCUUCCUCAUCGCCGGCUUCCUCAUCGCCGGCUUCCUCAUCGCCGGCUUCCUCAUCGCCAGCUUCCUCAUCGCCAGCUUCCUCAUCGCCAGCUUCCUCAUCGCCAGCUUCCUCAUCGCCAGCUUCCUCAUCGCCAGCUUCCUCAUCGCCAGCUUCCUCAUCGCCAGCUUCC